AUGAUUCAACAAUUAACUUCAAGGAUAGAUCAGCUUACCUCUCAUAACAGGAUGUUGGAAAACCAAAUAGCUCAGCAAGCAAGUUCUUUUAGCAAAGCACAAGGGAAACUUCCAAGUCAACCAGAGAAUUCUAGAGAACAUUACAAGGUAGUGAUCUUAAGGAGUGGGGAUAUUGUGAGAGACGAAAAGAAAGAUAAGGUAGAAGAGGAAAAGAAGAAAAAAGAUAAAGAAAAUAAUGAAUCUACUUCAAGUCAUGAUGAAGUUAAUGAGGAAGCAAACAAGAAGAAGAAAGUUAAAAAAGAAGAAGAGGAAAAGUAUGUGCCUCCACCACCAUACAAGCCACCAUUGCCAUAUCCUCAGAGGUUUCAGAAAGCAAAGCUAGAUAAGCAGUUUGGGAAAUUUUUGAAAGUUUUGAAGAAGUUAUAUAUCAACAUUUCAUUUACAGAUGUAAUUUCUCAAAUGCCCUCAUAUGCUAAGUUCCUAAAGGAAAUCUUGUCAAACAAGAAAAAAUUGGAGGAUUAUGAAACUGUUGCACUUAUUAAAGAAUGCAGUGCUACAUUGCAUAAUAAGCUUCCCCCUAAGCUUAAAGAUUCUGGAAGUUUCUCUAUUCCAUGUCACAUUGGAGAGACAAGUAUUGAAAAGGCAUUGUGUGAUCUUGGAGCUAGUGUAAGUUUAAUGCCACUAUCUAUAUGUGAAAAGUUGAAGGUAGGAGAUUUAAAGCCCACCACUAUUUCUUUGCAAUUGGCUGAUAGAUCUAUCAAAUAUCCAGUGGAAAUUUUGGAGAAUAUGCCAUUGAAGGUUGGAAAAUUUUUUAUUCCUAUGGAUUUUAUGGUUCUAGAGAUGGAGGAGGAUGUAAGGACAACCAUCAUACUUGGAAGACCAUUUUUAGCUACUGCAGGAGCUAAUAUAGAUGUGAAGAAUGGAAAAUUGAAGUUGAAGUGCGAAAAAAAGAAGUCUCAUUUGCCAUCUCCUUUUGAUAAGAAUGAAACUCCAAGAGUAAAACUUAAGGCUCCAUCUAAACAACUCAAAGCAGAAGGUUCAUCUCAAGUUUGUAAGAGUAAUUUGCAAGGUGUGGUUGGGAUUCUAAAUAAAGCAACAGGUGAAAUGCAAAUAUUGGAUGUUUUGGAAAUUGCUGCAAAGAAAACCAUGUUACUGAUUUAG
Messenger RNA from Hevea brasiliensis (rubber tree), 1161 nucleotides. RefSeq lists its product as uncharacterized. The record is from RefSeq and is a predicted model, not a curated record. Bases 1 to 1161 code for a protein of 386 amino acids. NCBI's taxonomy places the organism in Eukaryota, Viridiplantae, Streptophyta, Magnoliopsida, Malpighiales, Euphorbiaceae. The transcript has 3 exons.